Phaedon cochleariae (mustard beetle) is the source of this 714-nucleotide messenger RNA. The record is from the annotation of a GenBank genome assembly. Lineage: Eukaryota; Metazoa; Arthropoda; Insecta; Coleoptera; Chrysomelidae.
CUCCUAUUUUUCAUUACACGUAUUUUCUUUUUAUUUGCUUGUUUUCAGCUUGUUUUGUUUACAUAUUUGACUUUGACACUAUUGACAAGUUUCAUUAUGAAAAUGUCACCUGUCAAACGAUUUGCACAAAAAAAGAAGGAGAAUUUUGUAACCAGAAAGGUAAACGUCAAAAUGAAUAAAAUUUUUCGAAAAUUCAAUGUGAAAACUACAGUUCUUAAUUUAAGUUCAAGAAGAUUUAUCAAUUAUGUUAGUGGAGGGCUGUAUGAACCUAGUUAUCUGGAAGCAAUGAAAUCCAAAAUACCUCUGCAUGACUUGAUCAACAUACAAUUGAAAGGCUACGACUAUCCUGUUCUGGAAAACUAUCAAAAAUUCCUUCACCACCUUCUGAAAAACAUGGAAGUCAAUGUAGAAGAAUGUUGGGCUGCACCAGCCCAACACAUGCAGAUUUCAGCCUACAAACCAAAAAGUGAAAUAGUGAAUGCCCAAUACAACUUGAUGAUUUAUGAAAGGACCCUCCAGAUCACUGACAUCUCAUCAUUUCAGUUGCCCCUUAUAAUUAGAACAAUAGAAACCAGUUUACCAGCUGGUGUCACAGUCCAGGUGAAACCACAUGAAGAAUAUGAUGAAGAGGUUAGGUAUAUUCCUGAUAAAGAAUUGGAUACCCUCAAACAGGAAUUGGAAGAAUUGGGUGGGCCAUCAAAGACUAAGAAAUGA